AAAGCGUCGCCCAGCGGUCUAGUACGAACGUAUACCGAACGCUUUGUGUUCUUCCUGUUCUUUGGGUUCCACCUCCGUUACCGUAUAGACGACGUAUAUCUGAAGAGAAGAGAUACGAGUGGUGUGUGUGUGCGUUGAUCUCGUCUCUUUUUGGUUCCGGCAGAAGGCAGCUGAAGAAAUCCAUGAAACGAUAUCCAACAUAACGAAACGGAACGGAACGGGCCAAAAGAAAUUACAAGCCAAGUGCGCUUGAGUUCGUGUAUUUCCGGUUGAACAAACACAUAAGCGAAACAUAAAAGAAAGGCGAACGAAAAUUAUAAAAAUACUCGUAAUAAGUCAGAGCAGAGCAGCACAUGCGAGACGAACACGGCCAGAACCAGGACGAGCCGUAACGCAACCAGAAGGAGCAGAGCAGCCAGAGCAGAGCCAUCAGCAUAAGGCAAAGGCCACAAGGAAAAGCUCGAAAAGUGAAAAUACAUAGAGAGUCGGCAACUAGCAACCAGCAGCCAGCACCCAGCAGCGAGCAUAUUUCAUAAGUUUACAGGAGCAACACUCGCACUUAUAUAUAUAUAAAACGAUAUAUAUACAUAGAAGUACAUAAGUAUAUAUAUAUUUAAGAAAGCCGGGAGCGAGCCAAGAGAAAGCAACCCAUAGAACUAGCCAAAGCAAGAGCCAGUGCCACAGUCAUUGCAUAUGUGAGACGGUGGCGACAAAGGCGAACCCACGACCUUUGGCACACAGUUCAGGCAACUGCAGGGAGAGGUCAGCGAAUCAAUUGAGGAGUCGAGAAACAGCGCGCAAAAGCCCUAAGGCCGCCUGGAUAUAGAACACCCGUAGAAAGCGACCAAAAUUCACUCGCAAAUUAUGCUGACCAUGUCCACUCUGAUGAUGCCAGCACCGACUAUAGCUAUGGGUGCACCGCAGAUCACAAUGGGCCCCCACAAGCCGCCGGAAACGAAGCUCCUGGCCAUCCAUCCAGCAGCAGCUGCUGCCGCAGCCGCCCAGCAGCAACAGCAGCAGCAAACGGUGACAGCUGCUCAUCUGCAGCACAAUGGCCAGCAGCAACAUUCCCAACAGCAGCAGCAGCAAAUGUCGCAACAACAGUCGGCACUGCAGCAACAGCAGCAGCAUCAGCAGAUGGUUGGCAGCAACUCCAAGCCAGAGCAGUUUCACAUUUUUGUGGGCGACUUGAGCGCCGAAAUUGAGACACAACAAUUGAAAGACGCAUUCACCCCAUUCGGAGAAAUAUCAGACUGCAGAGUGGUGCGUGAUCCGCAGACGUUGAAAUCAAAGGGAUAUGGCUUUGUCAGCUUUGUCAAGAAAUCGGAAGCGGAAACCGCCAUCACUGCCAUGAAUGGGCAGUGGUUGGGCUCGCGCUCGAUACGCACAAAUUGGGCCACACGAAAGCCGCCGGCAACCAAGGCAGACAUGAACGCCAAGCCGCUGACCUUCGACGAGGUGUACAACCAGAGCAGCCCCACCAAUUGCACUGUCUACUGUGGCGGCAUCAACGGCGCCCUCUCCGGCUUCCUCAACGAGGAUAUACUGCAGAAGACUUUCUCGCCCUAUGGCACAAUACAGGAGAUACGCGUCUUCAAGGACAAAGGAUAUGCAUUUGUUCGCUUUUCCACCAAGGAGGCGGCCACCCAUGCCAUUGUGGCCGUCAACAACACGGAAAUCAACCAGCAGCCGGUGAAGUGUGCGUGGGGCAAGGAGAGCGGCGAUCCCAACCAUAUGUCGGCCAUUGCCGGCCAGGCCCUGGCCCAGGGCUUUCCAUUUGGCUCCGCCGCGGCUGCAGCAGCUGCAGCGGCUGCCUACGGGCAGCAGGUGGCCGGCUACUGGUAUCCACCGGCACCCACAUAUCCCACUGCGGCCCCGGCCAGCGCCCUGCAGCCGGGCCAGUUCCUGCAGGGCAUGCAGGGCUUCACCUACGGUCAAUUCGCCGGCUAUCAGCAGGCCGGAUACAUGGGAAUGGGCGUGCAGCUCCCGGGAACCUGGCAGAGUGUCCCAGCACAGCCGCAAUUGGCGGGUGCCGCUGCAGGCACGGCACCGCAGAUCCCCCAGAGCGUGGGCAAUGGGCUGCCACAGGCUACCGGAGUGGUGGCCUAUCCCAUGCAACAGUUUCAGGUCAGUCCGCAGCUUGCGGAGGACGAGUGGCUGGCGCCUAGUUUGCUCGUGUAGCUGCCAUGAGGCGUGGCCAUGUAUCCCACACAACAGCAACAACAGCAACAACAACAGCAGCAGCAGCAGCAACAGCAAC
This is a messenger RNA of Drosophila persimilis, 2260 nucleotides long. Its product is annotated as nucleolysin TIA-1. Bases 865 to 2181 code for a protein of 438 amino acids. NCBI's taxonomy places the organism in Eukaryota, Metazoa, Arthropoda, Insecta, Diptera, Drosophilidae. The record is from RefSeq and is a predicted model, not a curated record. The transcript has 9 exons. Gene Ontology annotation, molecular function: RNA binding.